This is a messenger RNA of Triticum aestivum (bread wheat), 3511 nucleotides long. RefSeq names its product disease resistance protein RPM1-like. The transcript has 4 exons. Gene Ontology annotation, biological process: defense response to other organism. Gene Ontology annotation, molecular function: ADP binding. The record is from RefSeq and is a predicted model, not a curated record. NCBI's taxonomy places the organism in Eukaryota, Viridiplantae, Streptophyta, Magnoliopsida, Poales, Poaceae. The coding region runs from base 448 to 3078 and encodes 876 amino acids.
GCAAGAGCGGUGCUAACCAGCCAGAAGGUGUGUAUAGCAAGAGCUUCCCCUAGCAUUCCCCAAAUCUGGCCGGAUCAACAUCGAUUACAAGCCAGACUAGUAGGUGGCUGUUCUUUGGUUCUGUCCAAAAAGGAACAACAAGGACAUCUCCAGCUGAAGAUUUAAUCAGCUACUUGUCAUCAACAACAAGUUAGCACACUCUCGGUCAUACCUGGGCUCCAUGAGAGUCCAGGAUCUGUACGACUAAGCUUCAAUUGCAACAACACCAGCCGAACACCAGGUCUCUUUGUUUUUCUGCGAGGAUCUGUGAAACUAUUCUGAUAGUAUCAGAUUCUGACCUGCACAAGGAGAUCACCAAGAUCGACUGGAUCUAGGCAGAGGCCAUCCUAAUUAUAUCGAGGAAGAAUAUACAACUAGGCCAACGACGUUACCAUAUAUCGGAAACUAAUGGCGGAGAUUGUGAUUCUUCUAGCCAUUGAAAAGAUUGGAACUGCCUUAGCAAAUGGAGCAGCAAACCAGGCCAGCAUGCUGUUUGUGAAGUAUGGCACACAACUAGUAGAGUUACAGCGCGGCAUGGAUUGUGUUGUGAGGGAGCUUCAUCUAAUGCAUGAUUUUCUCUGUCAAAUGGACAUUCGAAACCGCAACAAACAAGCACAUGAGAGCUGGCUGGAGGAGGUACGGAAAGUAGCACAUCUGAUGGAGGACAUGGUGGAUGAGUAUUUGUAUCUAGUUGGUCGGGAACAUGAUAUGGGGUGUUGCUUUUACUUGAAGAAAGGGUUCAAAAAGCCAAGAUUUCUAAUUUCUUUGAACCAAAUAGCUGUCAAGGUGAAGGAAAUAGAGAAAGACCUUUUGCACCUGUCAGAGACCAAAAACCGUUGGGUUCACGUGGAUGAUGUGGAUACUAGCAGCUCAAAUUAUAUUGUCAAGAGGUCCCAAGAACUAGCAGAAACCUCACGCUUGAUUGAUGAUGAAGAUCUAGUUGGGGUAGAUGAAAACAGAGAAAAACUUGAGAAGUGCUUGGCAGGUGAUGAUUUGCAAUGCUCUGUGGUAGCACUACUCGGAAUGGGAGGGCUUGGCAAAACAACUUUAGCUGCAAAUGUCUACAAUAAGGCGAGAGCAAAAUUGCAGUGUCAUGCCUGGGUCUCCAUCUCUCAAGUUUAUUCUAGAGAAGAUGUCUUGAGGAAUAUAACUAAGGAACUUUUUAAAGAUAAUUCGAGUGUUCUGUCUAGCAUGGUGGGUAUGGAUAUCAUGAGCCUUAAAGAGAUGUUGAAGAAAUUUCUGGAGCAACGGAAGUAUUUGAUCAUAUUGGAUGAUGUUUGGACUCCGGAAGUAUUUGAUGAUUUGUCUAGCAUGCUUAUUCAAAGUUCUAAGGGCAGUAGACUGAUAAUUACAACAAGGGAAGCCCGAGUUGCUGCAUUUGCUUCUCAAGGAUGUAUCUUAACACUUGAACCUUUAUCGGUGGACAAUACAUGGAGUCUCUUCUGUAAAAAAGCCUUUCCAAGAGAUACAAAUCAUGCAUGUCCUGCAGAGUUGAAGCCCUUAUCCGAGGAAAUAGCUAAGAAGUGCAAAGGCUUACCUCUUGUCAUUGUGUUAGUUGGUAGCCUCUUACGUGUGCGUGAAAAAACUGUGGAAGAAUGGAGAGAAAUAAGUGCCCAGUUGAGUUGGGAGCUAAUUAAUAAUGCAAUGCUUGAUCAAAUAAGAAAUGUUUUGCAUCUGAGCUUCAUCUACCUCCCAACACAGUUGAAAAGUUGUUUCCUAUAUUGCAGCUUAUUUCCGGAGGACUAUCUUUUCAGAAGGAAACAACUUAUACGGUUGUGGAUAGCAGAGGGGUUCAUCGAGGAGAGGGGUGAAAACACAUUAGAAGAAGUGGCAGAAUGCUAUUUGAGGGAGUUGGUUAAUAGAAACAUGCUACAACUUAUUGAGAGGAACACAUUUGGCAGGAUGAGGAGAUUUAGAAUGCACGACAUCUUACGUGAUUUGGCUGCUGAUUUAUGCAAAAAGAACUGUUUUGGUGUGACAUAUCAGGAUAUAUGCGGGGGGUCCCUUAAGAUGGGUGGGCGCAGAUUGGUGCUUCACAAAUUGAAGAAGGGUACACUUCAGUCAAUUUCUGGUAUACAUCAACUUCGAACUAUGAUUACACUGGAGGAUAGUAUUUCUUCGUUCACUCUACUAGUUCAGCUUUGUAAGGAGUCAAGAUAUAUGACAGUGCUAGAAUUAUGUAGUCUAGCCGUAGAUAAGAUUCCAAAUGCUAUUGGAGAUCUUUUUAAUCUCCGCCAUUUGGGUUUGCGUGAUACAAAAGUGAAGAUGCUGCCGAAGUCUAUUGAGAAGCUUUCAAAUUUGUUGACACUGGACCUUGGUCGAUGUGACAUACAUGUGUUGCCUUGUGGGAUUAUGAAACUAAAUAAGCUUAGACACUUGUUUGCUGAGAAAAUAGUCGGUUGGAGAGAGUUUAAAUGUGGCAGUGGUAUGUGUAUACCCAAUGGUCAUGGAAAUCUAAUAAACCUGCAGACCCUACAAGCAUUAGAAGUACAUGAUGAAUCUGCUAGACAUUUAGGGGAGCUGAAGCAACUAAGAAGCUUGAGGUUAUGGAAUGUGAAGGGAGCCUACUGUGGAGACAUCAGUAAGUCUCUUGUUCAGAUGCAGUAUUUGUCCUACCUAUCUAUGAGUGCAAGUGAUGAGGACGAGGUUCUAUUCUUGAAUGUCUGCCUGCCAAACCUGCUAAAGCUAUCUUUGAGAGGACGACUAACGGAAGAGGCAUUGGAUGAGUCCCCUCUAUUCCAAACUGUUGGUGCGCAGAACUUGUGUGAAUUGGAUCUAUUUUGGUCACAACUGAGAGAAAACCCGCUGCCAUCCCUUUCUCGGCUGUCAAACUUGAUGCGUCUACAGUUCACCAGAGCAUACAACGGAGAGCAGCUGACAUUUCUCACUGGAUGGUUUCCCAAGCUAAAGAUUCUAGUUCUAAGAGACCUGCUUAAUCUGAAUCGGCUGGAGAUACAGCAAUUAAGGUGCCAUGGCCAGCCUGAAAAAAAUAUUCUUAAUCAACCUCAGCAGCAUGACGGAGAUCCCACAUGGCAUUGAGUUCCUCAUGCCCCUCCAGUAUCUAGGCUUCCUCAAGAUCAGCAACGACUUCUUGACGUUGCUGAGCCAAUGUUCCGCAACUCGAGGAAAGGCGCAGUAUACUCUCCGAGAUUAACCUGCCACUGUGGUCGGGAAAUGUGUAGGUCACCGGACGAAAGGAAGAUGCUUCAUUAUUUGGGCAGGUGCACAUUCAGUCCAAUGAGUUAAGGCUCCGCGUCUGGGUUUCCUCUGCAGUUGCAAAAUGUACAACCGAACGUCUGCUGUACCUCCACUGUUACUAUGUUCGUGAGACUGUUAGCGAAUUGUGUUUCCAUGUUCAAACUAAUUUACAUACUGCUAUCCUUGUGUACUUAUUGCACGACAGACUGGGUCGUGUUUCCAUCUUCAGGCUUUUUUGUUGCAUUAUAUUAACUGUUUGAACAAUGUACUCGUA